UAUAUUGUCAACGACACCCACCUCCCUAUUCCUUAAAGCACUUAUCUUCUUCUGCUUCUUCAAUGCCAUUCUCAUCACCGUUUUUUUAUGUUUCUUGUUGGUAUCUAAACCCAAAGGAUUUUUACCAAAGUAUAGCUAUUAGUUCAGUUCAUAUAUUACACUACAGAGUGCAUAUACUCAAAUAUACACUAGUAGAUGAUGGAGUCAACGACCCACAAGUACCCCUUCAUAAAAAACUAUGCCUUUUUCUACUUCUGCUUCUUUCUAUGUCCUCUCUUAGUCUCAGCUUCUUCAAAAUCAACCAAUUCAUUCCCUAAAGAAGCAUUCCCAACAAAGCAUGGUUACCUUCCAAUAAGUCCCACUUCAACUUCUUCCAUUUUCUAUGCUUUCUACGAAGCACAGAACUCAACUUUACCUCUCUCUCAAACUCCACUUCUCAUAUGGCUCCAAGGUGGUCCUGGCUGCUCCUCCAUGAUUGGAAACUUGUAUGAACUUGGACCGUGGCGUGUCACCGAAUCACUCACCCUUCAACCCAACCCUGGUGCUUGGAAUAGAAUCUUUGGCCUUCUUUUCCUUGACAAUCCCAUUGGAACUGGCCUCAGUGUGGCCUCAACGAGACAAGAAAUUCCAACGGAUCAAAACGGCAUUGCAAAGCAUCUUUUUGCUGCUAUAACCAGGUUUGUUCAACUUGACCCCCUUUUCAAGAAUCGCCCUAUUUAUAUUACUGGUGAAAGCUAUGCAGGGAAGUAUGUGCCUGCAAUUGGGUACUAUAUAUUAGAGAAAAAUGCAAACUUGAAUGUUUCUGAAAGAGUGAAUUUGGCUGGUGUGGCUAUUGGGGAUGGAUUAACUGACCCCGAAACUCAAGUGGUUAGUCAUGCUGUGAAUGCUUAUUAUGUUGGAUUGAUCAAUAAGAGGCAGAAGAAUGAGUUGGAGAAAGCUCAAUUGGAAGCAGUUAGAUUGGCCCAGAUGGGCAAUUGGAGUGAAGCAACUGAUGCAAGAAACAAAGUCUUGAAAAUGUUGCAGAGCAUGACAGGGUUGGCUACUUUAUAUGACUAUACAAGGAAAACACCCUAUGAGGAUGAUUUGGUUGAGCAAUUCUUGAACAUUGGCGAGGUGAAGAAGGCCUUGGGGAUCAAUGAAUCAUUUGCGUAUGAGUCAUGCAGUGAUGUUGUUGGGGAUGUAUUACAUGCUGAUGUGAUGAAAAGUGUGAAAUAUAUGGUGGAAUACUUGUUGAGUAGGAGCAAGGUGUUGUUAUAUCAAGGUCAGCAUGAUUUGAGGGAUGGUGUGGUUCAAACAGAGGUUUGGGUGAAGACAGUGAAAUGGGAAGGGAUUGUGGAAUUUCUGAAUUCUGAAAGAAAAAUAUGGAAGGUUAAUGGAGAGCUUGCAGGGUAUGUUCAAAAUUGGAAGUCUCUCACCAAUGUUGUGGUUUUGGGGGCUGGUCAUCUUUUGCCUACUGAUCAGCCAGUUAAUUCUCAAAAAAUGAUAGAAGAUUGGGUUUUGGAAAGGGGUUUGUUUAAAUAGCAGGAAAAUGUUUCAAGAAAUUUCACUUCGUUGUAUUUGUAGUGAAACUAGCGACAUUAAACCGUGAGUGAGAGUGAGAUUACUAAUGGAUGAGGUUUAAGAAUCUCAUUUCAAGAAAAUGAAUGGUUUAGCAGGUUUAGUAUUUUUUUUUUUUUCUCUGUAUAAUUCUACGUCAUUAUUAGUGCACGACUUAGCUAUGGAGAGUUUCCAAUUUUAUAUCAGAACUCAAAAUUACAUGUAAAAGCAAAAAUAGUUUUAAAUGUCACCAGACUAUUGCUAAAACAAA
Molecule: messenger RNA, 1807 nt
Organism: Glycine soja
Lineage: Eukaryota; Viridiplantae; Streptophyta; Magnoliopsida; Fabales; Fabaceae
Product: serine carboxypeptidase-like 50
Exons: 1
Coding region: 196-1521 (441 amino acids)
Biological process (GO): proteolysis
Molecular function (GO): serine-type carboxypeptidase activity
Source: RefSeq, a predicted model, not a curated record